AUACGGGGAGAGAAACUCGUCGAGGUCGUGAUCUCAGCUCCAUCCGGCGGAAGACACCGCUAGAAUGGGUGUUUUUCAUCCAAGUGGACUUUCUAUCAGUUUUGGCCGAUUUUGAUAUAAAAAACACUCGCACACUCCCAUCAUCGACGCCCCGCUAGCUACCGUUACUUCUCGCUGCUGAGCUGCUGCUGGUGUCGCGGCGGUCAACCUCAGACGAGGGAUAUAUAAGGAUUCUUAUUGGGAGCCGGUCCUGAGCUGCAAUCAUGUCUGGGGCGUCUGUCAAAGUCGCCGUUCGAGUUCGGCCCUUCAACUCCAGGGAGACGGGCAAGGAUUCAAAAUGUAUAAUUCAGAUGCAAGGCAACACCACAACUAUUCUCAACCCCAAAGCCCCAAAGGAACCAGCAAAGACGUUCAGUUUCGAUUACUCCUACUGGUCACACACUACGCCCGAAGACCCCAGCUUUGCGUCACAGAACCGCGUGUUCAACGAUAUUGGCAAAGAAAUGCUGCAGCACGCUUUUGAGGGCUACAAUGUUUGCAUCUUUGCUUAUGGCCAGACAGGAUCUGGCAAAUCCUACACAAUGAUGGGCAAGCAGGAGGAGGGCCAGGAAGGAAUCAUUCCCAUGCUUUGUGAAGAUCUAUUUGAUAAAAUCAAUGACAGCAACAACAAAGAAGAGCUCUCUUACUCAGUGGAGGUCAGUUACAUGGAGAUCUACUGUGAACGGGUACGAGACUUGCUCAAUCCCAAAAACAAAGGGAACUUACGGGUGCGAGAACACCCUCUGCUUGGCCCCUACGUGGAGGACCUGUCCAAGCUAGCCGUCACCUCCUACACAGACAUCGCUGACCUGAUGGAUGCAGGCAACAAGGCCAGAACUGUGGCCGCCACCAACAUGAAUGAAACCAGCAGCAGGUCCCACGCUGUUUUCACCAUCGUCUUCACACAGAAGAAACACGAUAGUGAGACAGACCUCUCCACAGAAAAGGUCAGUAAAAUUAGUCUGGUAGACUUGGCGGGUAGCGAACGAGCAGAUUCCACUGGAGCUACAGGCACCAGGCUAAAGGAGGGAGCAAACAUCAACAAAUCUCUCACCACGUUAGGGAAGGUAAUCUCUGCCUUGGCUGAAGUGGAUAACUGUACCACCAAGAGCAAGAAGAAGAAGAAGAGUGACUUCAUCCCUUACAGAGACUCUGUUCUGACAUGGCUGCUGAGGGAGAAUCUGGGUGGAAACUCCAGAACAGCUAUGGUAGCCGCCCUCAGUCCUGCAGAUAUCAACUAUGACGAAACUCUCAGCACACUCCGCUAUGCCGACCGAGCCAAGAACAUCAAGUGCAAUGCUGUCAUCAAUGAGGAUCCCAACAACAAGCUGGUGCGUGAUCUGAAGGAUGAAGUGACUCGACUGAAGGAGCUGCUCCGCGCCCAGGGCCUGGGAGACAUCCUGGACAUUGAUCCUAUGGGGGAUGAUUGCCCGGGAAGUGGAAUCAAAUCCCCUAUUGGUUCCCUGACAGCCUCUCCAUCCUCUGGCUCACUGUGCGGCCAGGGGGGCCUGCAGUCGGUCACCAGCAUCCAGGAGCGCAUCAUGUCCACACCUGGAGGAGAGGAAGCCAUUGAAAGACUGAAGGAAUCGGAGAAGAUCAUUGCAGAGCUCAAUGAAACCUGGGAAGAGAAACUGAGAAAGACUGAGGCGAUCCGCAUGGAGAGGGAGGCCCUGCUUGCAGAGAUGGGUGUUGCAAUCCGCGAAGAUGGAGGCACUCUGGGUGUCUUCUCUCCUAAAAAGACUCCACAUCUGGUUAACCUGAACGAGGAUCCUCUCAUGUCAGAGUGUCUGCUCUACUACAUCAAAGAUGGAAUUACAAGGGUGGGUCAGGCCGACACUGAUAGACGACAGGACAUUGUUUUAAGUGGUGCUCAUAUCAAGGAAGAGCACUGCAUCUUCCGCAGCGAGAGGAAUGCCAAUGGAAAUGUUGUCGUCAUGCUGGUACCCUGUGAGGGAUCGGAAACCUACGUCAACGGCAAGCGUGUUGUAAAUGCAAUCCAGCUUCGUUCAGGUAACCGUAUCAUUAUGGGAAAGAACCAUGUGUUCCGGUUCAACCACCCAGAACAGGCCAGAGCUGAGAGGGAGAAGACACCAUCUGCUGAAACCCCAGUGGAGCCUGUGGAUUGGACCUUUGCUCAGAGAGAACUUCUCGAAAAACAGGGCAUUGACAUGAAGCAGGAAAUGGAGAAAAGGCUCACUGAGAUGGAGAUCUUGUACAAGAAGGAGAAGGAAGAAGCAGACCAACUUCUGGAGCAACAGCGACUGGUUUACGAGAGCAAAUUGCAAGAGCUUCAGAAACAGGUGGAGACACGUUCCCUCGUCGCCGAGACACCAGAUGAGGAGGAGCUGGAGGAGGAGGAGGAAGAGGAAGAGCCUAAACUCUUUGGAUUGCCGUGGACUCAGCAUGAGUUUGAGCUGGCACAAUGGUCUUUUAGGAAGUGGAGGUAUCAUCAGUUCACCUCCCUCCGUGAUCAACUGUGGGGAAGUGCUGUCUACCUGAAGGAGGCCAACGCCAUCAGUGUGGAGCUAAAGAAGAAAGUCCAGUUCCAGUUCGUCUUGCUGACAGACACUCUGUACUCGCCGCUGCCCCCUGAGCUCCUGCCUCCAGAACCGGAGAAAGAGCGUGACUCCAGGCCUUUCCCCCGCACCGUGGUGGCUGUCGAGGUUCAGGACCUUAAGAACGGAGCCACGCACUACUGGUCCCUUGACAAACUCAAACAGAGACUGGAGCAGAUGAGAGAGAUGUAUGACCGCGCUGGCGAAAUGGCCACCACUCCCCAGGAAGACGGCGAGGGCUCUUUGACAGGAAAUGACCCCUUCUAUGAUCGUUUCCACUGGUUUAAACUAGUGGGGAGCUCCCCCAUCUUCCACGGCUGCGUCAACGAGCACCUGGCCGACCGCACGCCCUCUCCCACCUUCUCCACCACCGACUCCGAGAUCACCGAGAUGGCUGAUGAGCGUCAGAGCGAGAUGUCUGACCUGAUCGAUGACGAGGCGUUCGUGGACGACACCAGCUCAGAUGCGGGCACCGAGGAGGGCUCGGACAUCUUCAGCGACGGCCAGGACCCCUUCUACGACCGCUCCCCCUGGUUCAUCCUGGUGGGAAGAGCUUUCGUGUACCUGAGCAACCUGCUCUACCCUGUACCACUGGUUCACCGUGUUGCCAUAGUAACAGAGAAGGGCGCGGUGCGUGGUUUCCUGCGCGUGGGGGUCCAGGCUAUAGCUGCUGACGAGGAGGCUCCAGACUACGGUUCAGGAGUUAGACAGUCAGGAACCGCCAAGAUUUCUUUUGAUGAUGAGUACUUCAAGAAGAAUGACUUUACCUCCACGGUUAUGACUCACUCCGGCUUGUCACUAGAAGAGCUGCGGUUUGUGGAGGGUCAGGGUCAGAGUUCAGAGAUCAUCACCCCCUCAGAGGAGCUCAACAGAAUCAACGACAUGGACCUCAAGCUGGAAAACCUUUCAGAGACCAAGCUGAACCUCAGUGACGGUGAGGUGGGCCAGCUGGAGGUGGGCAGCAUCUUUACCUUCCGUGUCACCGUGCUCCAGGCCAGUGGCAUCCUGCCGGAGUAUGCCGACAUCUUCUGCCAAUUCAAUUUCCUGCAUCGUCAUGAUGAGGCUUUUUCCACUGAGCCCCUAAAGAACAGCGGCAAAGGAGCUCCUCUGGGCUUUUAUCACGUCCAGAAUAUUUCAGUGGAGGUCACAGAGUCCUUUAUCGAGUACAUCAAGACCAAGCCCAUUGUGUUUGAAGUGUUUGGUCACUACCAGCAGCACCCACUGCAUCUGCACGGCCAGGACCUGAUCAGUCCUCCAACACCCUCAAGGAAAUACUAUCCUAUUCCCAUGCCUCUGUCUAGACCAGUUCCAGCCACCAAGUUGAACACCUUCACCAAGUCCAACCUGGGCCAGUGCGUCAGCAAGUACGACCUGCUGGUGUGGUUUGAGAUCAGCGAGCUGGAGCCCACUGGAGAGUACAUCCCAGCUGUUGUGGAUCACAGUGGAGGACUGCCCUGCCACGGUACCUACCUGCUGCACCAGGGGAUCCAGCGGAGGAUCACAGUCACACUCAUCCAUGAGAAGGGCAGCGAGCUCCACUGGAAGGACGUCCGUGAGCUGGUCGUGGGACACCAGAGAACAGCUCCCGUGCCUCCAGUCCCUCCUGCUCAGACUAUGAAAACUUCCCGAUGGUUCCCACACUGGAGUCCUCGUACUUAGCACGGGCUGGAAAGAACGAGUUCCUCAACUUGGAGCCUGAUAUUGAAGAAAUGAGGCCAGGGUCUGUUGUUUCCAAGAAGGGAUUCCUGAGCUUCAUGGAGCCACGCUCCAACUCAUGGGUGAAGCACUUUGUGGUUGUGCGCCGACCCUACGUCUUCAUCUACAACAGCGACAAAGACCCGGUGGAGCGGGGCGUCCUCAACCUCUCAACAGCACAGGUGGAAUACAGUGAGGACCAGCAGGCCAUGCUCAAGACUCCAAACACGUUUGCUGUGUGCACAAAACACAGAGGAAUCCUGCUGCAGGCCAACAACGAGAAAGACAUGAACGACUGGCUGUACGCCUUUAAUCCUCUGCUAGCAGGGACGAUAAGAGCUGACAUCGCACUGAUCGGCCUGGCUGUCAUGGGCCAGAACCUCAUCAUGAACAUGAACGAUCACGGCUUUGUGGUCUGCGCCUACAACCGAACCGUGUCCAAGGUGCACGACUUCCUGAAGAACGAGGCCAAAGGCUCCAAGGUGAUCGGGGCCGAGUCUCUGGAGGACAUGGUGUCCAAGCUGAAGAAGCCCAGGAGGAUCAUCAUGCUGGUCAAGGCAGGACAGGCUGUUGAUGACUUUAUCGACAAACUGGUUCCUCUCCUGGAGGCAGGCGAUAUCAUCAUCGACGGUGGCAACUCUGAAUACACGGACACUACACGGCGGUGUAAGAGUCUGAAAGAGAAGAACUUGCUGUUUGUCGGUAGUGGAGUCAGUGGUGGAGAGGAAGGGGCACGUUAUGGACCCUCCCUCAUGCCAGGAGGACACAAAGAGGCCUGGCCACACAUAAAAGACAUCUUCCAGAGCAUCGCUGCCAAGGUUGGAACAGGGGAGCCUUGUUGUGACUGGGUGAGUGGAAAUAUGCAUAAUAAUUGUUUGACUAGAGUUGUAAGAAUGUGGAGCAGCUAUUGCCAUGGUGUCAUCUGGCAUGCAUUUCUGACCGGCUUGCUUCUGCAGGUUGGAGAUGACGGUGCAGGUCAUUUUGUGAAAAUGGUCCACAACGGCAUCGAGUACGGUGACAUGCAGCUGAUUUGUGAGGCCUAUCAUCUCAUGAAGGAUGUUCUGGGUAUGAACCAUGAUGAGAUGGCAGAGGCUUUCACCAGCUGGAACAAGACGGAGUUGGACUCCUUCCUGAUCGAGAUCACGGCCAACAUCCUCAAAUACAGGGACACUGAUGGCACACCUCUGCUGCCCAAGAUCCGCGACAGUGCCGGACAGAAAGGAACAGGGAAGUGGACGGCAAUUUCCGCCCUGGAAUACGGCACACCUGUCACUCUGAUCGGGGAGGCUGUCUUUGCCAGAUGCCUGUCCUCUCUAAAGGAUGAGCGAGUGGAGGCCAGCAGCAGACUCUCAGGUCCGCAGGGGGUCAAAUUCAGCGGCGACAAGAAGGCCUUCCUGGAAGACAUCAGAAAGGCUCUUUACGCUUCCAAGAUCAUAUCCUACGCACAGGGCUUCAUGCUGCUGCGGCAGGCAGCCAAAGAGUUUGGCUGGACCCUGAACUACGGUGGGAUCGCUCUGAUGUGGAGAGGAGGCUGCAUCAUCCGAAGUGUCUUCCUGGGUAAAAUCAAAGAGGCGUUUGACAGGGACACCAAGCUGCAGAAUCUGCUGCUGGACAACUUCUUCAAAGAUGCUGUGAAGGAGUGUCAGGAGUCGUGGCGCAGAACGGUCAGCACUGGGGUCCAGCACGGUAUCCCCAUGCCCUGCUUCACCACCGCUCUGUCCUUCUAUGACGGCUACAGACAUGAGAUGCUGCCAGCAAACCUCCUCCAGGCCCAGAGGGAUUACUUUGGAGCUCACACGUAUGAGCUGCUCUCAAAACCCGGCAGUUUCAUCCACACUAACUGGACGGGUCACGGUGGAAACGUCUCCUCUUCCUCCUACAAUGCUUAAGGACCCCACUCCCAUCACUCAAAAACACAGAGAAGACGACUGAGGUCAGCUGUGGGAGAAGACGACAUGUUACACAUUCCAACCUUCAAUUUUAUAAAAACCAUGCCUGAGUAUUCCAGACCUCAUCACCCAACUAUCACCUUCAUCCAACUUUUUACUCCCUCAACGACAUGUUGCAGUUUUAUUUAUGAAGAGAGGAAAUCAUCGGUCUGUGUGUUGUAAACUCUGUCACUGUGUAUGUAGCAACUCAGUCACAAGGCUGAUGUUCAGCAUAUUGUCAUGUUGGGCCCAGGGUUCACCGUGUUAACACUGGAUUAAGGUGAACCGUUGCACUGUACUGUAUUAGGCUAAAUAAAGAUUUCAAUCCCUUUA
This is a messenger RNA of Platichthys flesus (European flounder), 6550 nucleotides long. RefSeq names its product kinesin family member 1B (gene kif1b). Gene Ontology annotation, molecular function: ATP binding; microtubule motor activity; phosphogluconate dehydrogenase (decarboxylating) activity. The record is from RefSeq and is a predicted model, not a curated record. Gene Ontology annotation, cellular component: cytosol. Lineage: Eukaryota; Metazoa; Chordata; Actinopteri; Pleuronectiformes; Pleuronectidae. Gene Ontology annotation, biological process: pentose-phosphate shunt; microtubule-based movement; pentose-phosphate shunt, oxidative branch.